AUGGCCGGACGGACCGGUCUACUGGAAUGGUUUUUCUUGCUUGCAUUCUGUACACUCAGAAUAGUUGGCGGCAGCAUGGCAAUAGGUAGUGGCAGUUUAGCUGCGGAGAUCAUAUCCAGCGUUGGAAUAUCUCCACUACUACUUACGGUAGAUGGGUUUCUGAGAACACUGCGAGACCCUGGGCUAAAUCGACGCGUGCAGUGGUUGUUCAUGGCUGUAAUGCAUAUCCUGGCUGUGACGGGCGUUGCAAUAGUCGCAGCCGAGGCGGGAGGCCUCGCCAGUCGAGAUCCCUCGCUGAACGACUUGUCCCUCCUCCAGACUGGCAUGGCCCUGCUCACAGCUGCAUGGGUGAUCCUGCUGACCUGGGCCUUGUGCGCAUUGCUACAAGGUCAAUCCCAUACGUUCAUCGGCAUACGCAAGGCCCAGCUGAACCCAGUCACCGGCUCGCUGGUCAUUCGCGUUCUGCUUAGCUCACUUCCUGAGCUGAUUGCGACUCUCAUAUUCAUUUUAGUGGGCUUUCAGACACUUACUUUCAAUAUACACAGGCAAGGCCUACAGUGA
Aspergillus alliaceus is the source of this 561-nucleotide messenger RNA. RefSeq lists its product as uncharacterized. The coding region runs from base 1 to 561 and encodes 186 amino acids. The record is from RefSeq and is a predicted model, not a curated record. The transcript has 4 exons. NCBI's taxonomy places the organism in Eukaryota, Fungi, Ascomycota, Eurotiomycetes, Eurotiales, Aspergillaceae.